UAUACUACGAUAUGUUUUCUGCGGUUUUAUUCUGCUCUUCUCUGACAGAGAAUCGUCGAUAGCACUGGAUAGCACACAUAGCGUAUAGGCAACGAAAAGUAUACCAUUGCUGAGCGAUGCUCCUUAUGUCUAAAAUACCAAAAUUGGGCCAAUUUGGCCAUGUCAUCCGGAGGAACGUUGUCGCAACAGUAGAACAACGUAGUCAUCGCUCUGGAGAUGGUGCCAUCAGACUAUGGAAGUACAUCUCUCUUUUUGUCGGUGCACCAUGUAUUUUGCUUGCAAUGGCGAACUGCUACAUAAACAGUCUUCAUCCACAUAAAAGACCAGAGCCUAUUGAACUUCCUUAUUUAAAGGUUAUGAGGAAGCCUUUCCCAUGGGGCGAUGGUAAACAUUCACUUUUCCAUAAUCCUAAGACAAACUGGAUUAAAGGUGUUGGAUAUGAAGAAUAAGGUCAACGUGUAACUAGUAUCUAGUCUAUAUCCUACAUUAUGUACGUAUCCUUGUUCUGUAUUAUGUUGCAGACUGUGAUAUUAAUAAAAAUUGAUAAAAUACAG
Messenger RNA from Megalopta genalis, 554 nucleotides. Its product is annotated as cytochrome c oxidase subunit 6A1, mitochondrial. Gene Ontology annotation, molecular function: enzyme regulator activity. Gene Ontology annotation, cellular component: mitochondrial inner membrane; respiratory chain complex IV. NCBI's taxonomy places the organism in Eukaryota, Metazoa, Arthropoda, Insecta, Hymenoptera, Halictidae. The record is from RefSeq and is a predicted model, not a curated record. Gene Ontology annotation, biological process: mitochondrial electron transport, cytochrome c to oxygen.